CAAAUACUUUGCGCACACAAGUACCAACGAUCGGGCCAUGACCGACUCGACGCCCGGCGUGCGGCCGGCAGCCCUUACGACUGGCGCCUCCCGCAACGUGCUCAUCAUCGACGGACAGUACGCUUCGAUCGGCGCCCGUGGGCUCGCCGGCGGCAAGAUCGAUUUUAAGCUCCUGCGAAGCACGCUCGAGACGUUAGUCGGCGCCGAGUUUAGCGAGUGCUGGUACUUUGACCACGAGCCCAUUAGCGCCAAGAGCGCGUACCAGAGCCAGAAUCCGUUCAUCUCGGCGCUCAAGCUCGCGCCGCCUCUCGGCCCGCAGUUUCAAGUAAAAAUGUACGCGAUGAAAAAGUACAAAUGCCACUGCCCGAGCUGCGGCCACAGCUUUACGCAGCACGUGCAGAAGGGCGUCGACAACGGCCUCGCGACCAAGAUGCUCUCGCUGGCCUACGAAGACAUGGCCGAUCGCAUCGUUCUCUUUGCAGGGGACGGGGACUUUUAUGACACGCUCGACUUGGUCCGGAACGUUCGCCGAAAAGACCUUUGGGUCGUCGGCUACCGCGACUCGGUCUCGGCCGACCUCCAACAGCUGGCGUCCAAGGUCAUUUGGAUGAACGACCUCCGUAACAUCACGCAACAGCCAUCCGCAGCAUUGGCGCCAGGCCGCGGCGCCCCGGUGCCUUCCACGACGCGGCACAGUGUGUACGUGGGUCGACUACCGAGUGCAACGACCGAAGCCCUUUUGCACGAGGCGUUUGAGCACUGCGGCCCGAUGCUCUCGAUGCGGCUGCACGCGGCCCGCGGCUUUUGCUUUAUCGAUUUUCCCACAGACGAUGCUGCCGACCUCGCGUGCGAGCUCAACGACACCAAGCUACUCGACCGACGCAUCGUGGUCAAUCACGAGCGACCCAAUGGAAAGCAGCGGCCAUCGCCAUCGCCCGAGACGACGACAACAACGUUGCCCGCAGCAGCGCCGCGCGCAUUGUCCAAGCGCAAGCAGCAGCCAGUGGCGCCCGAGGCACCGACCAGCAAGAAACCAAAGAAAUCGAAAUCAAAAUCGAAAUCGGCAAAAGCACCAUGCCGCGUGCUCGUGAAUGGUCUCGUGCCAGGGACUACCGAACGUGACGUGCGCGCGCUCUUUGGCCCAUUUGGCGCGAUCGAGCAUGUGGUGCUGGAUAGCGGCCAGCUCCCGGUGCGGUCGUGCUACAUCACAUUCCGCGACGAAGCGAGCGUAGCCCUGGCCAAGCGCCUCGACGGGUCCCGCCGCCAAGACGUCGUGCUCCGCGUCGAAACGCCGACCGAAGGCCCAAAGAAGAAUCAACCAGGCGAGAUCAAGACAGCAAAUCGCAUGGUUGACUUGGUCGAAGCAGACUGCGACUCGGAUGCGUGGCCCGCUGCACGACCAAGAAAUGUGCGAGAAACCGCUGCGGCGCGGAACCAUGAAGUCAUUGACCUCUGCUUCUCGGACGACGACAACAGCGACGAUGACGCUGCGGACGACCAAGACACGGACGACGAUAGCGAUUUUUAGGACCUUUGCUUUCGAGUGUUCGAUGCAAGGGACAUAUUGCGUUGCGAAGCUACCCUAGCCCUAGACCGUAUGUGUGGGAAAGUUGAGCUGCUAAAUGACGUAGAAACACUGGGUGGACACGUGUUCUGAGCCGCA
Saprolegnia diclina VS20 is the source of this 1663-nucleotide messenger RNA. RefSeq lists its product as hypothetical. Gene Ontology annotation, cellular component: nuclear speck. Lineage: Eukaryota; Oomycota; Saprolegniomycetes; Saprolegniales; Saprolegniaceae. The coding region runs from base 38 to 1528 and encodes 496 amino acids. The record is from RefSeq and is a predicted model, not a curated record. Gene Ontology annotation, molecular function: RNA binding; RNA nuclease activity. Gene Ontology annotation, biological process: mRNA splicing, via spliceosome. The transcript is spliced from 11 exons.